Prorocentrum cordatum is the source of this 1718-nucleotide messenger RNA. NCBI's taxonomy places the organism in Eukaryota, Dinophyceae, Prorocentrales, Prorocentraceae. The record is from the annotation of a GenBank genome assembly.
UGUCGGAGACGGGUUUCAUCUGCCGGCCGCUUCAAAAGGCUAUGACUGAAAAGGCAACGACGCAAUCGCGCUCGCCAGCCGCUUGAACACCCGAGCGUCGCAAAACGGUAGACUCAACUCCACGAGCUUGUGGAUAGUUAUUUUUCCUGACAUGCCAAUUGGUGCCCGCACGGUCCAUCUUGUCAACCCCGCCUUCUGCAAGUACGGCCAUGAUUCCCCGCGCCCCCACCUCAGGAAGUCAGGACAGGAAGUCUGCGUGCCGGCUCCGGUAGCCGGAGCGGUCCCCUGAGGGGCAGACGCGCGCAUGGCAAUUAGGAAAAUGCAUCAAAUGAAACGCGUGCAUGGAAGGCCGCUCACGCAUCCAACGAAUCUCUCCAUCUCAGACGAGGUCGCCCUUGAGAUCGUUUGGCUUCCGUCUGGAACCACGAGAUCGCCCCCACCUCAGAGAUAACGAAAUUGGAAUGGACAUCGAAAUGCUUGUGUACACCCCAGCUGUCGGGCAGCAAAGGGGCCGAUCACGCUCUGGCUCCGGUGCCGGGGCGGUGUCGGGGCCGAUCAUCGGGGUGUUGGGGCAAUGUCGGCCAGUGCCGGGACAGUGCUGAGGCCGAUCAUGGUAGAAGCUCAUGACAUCCCAAAUCCUGGCGAGGUCGAGCAUCGCGCGUGGCAUGAUCUCAUCGACGACCCCAUCGGCCAGAUCCCACCAUCGCCGGGGGUGUCCGAUGUACAGGUUCAUGGACUUGCAGGCGUCUGCUUGCCUCUGAUCGGCACCACAACGUGCGAUGUCGCUGUUGCACCACCAUGUGGUGGCACCCACCUGUCGCUGGCAGAAGGCCUGCUUCAGGUGUGGGGGAGUGUUGCGCUAGGUGUCCCACAGUGAGUCGUCCAAUGAAUUAGUCCGUUCUGACAUUUUCGGCCUUGUCCUGGUAGAGAACCUUCUGGUCCUGAACCAGUACCCGUACGCAUGCAUGAUCAGGAAAGUGCCUGGUUUCUGCGGGCUCGAGCAUGCCGAAGCAUUUCUUACGGGUGGUCACGUUGUCUUGCAGAAUGCGCAUUCCAGUGGCGUAGUUCAGCCAGCCAGGUUGUCAUAAUGCUCUGGCAACAAAAGUGGAUCUACUCCUAGUCGAGCAAUCUUGUCCCCAAAGAGUUGUGGCGGGCGAAGGUAUAGCCACCCCAGCAAAAUGGUAAUGCGAAGCAAAGCCUGCAAGGGUUGCCCCUCGCAGGUAAUUCCGACCAAGGAUGAAUCCACGGGCGAACGGCGCGCCGACCUCGUUCCGCAAGUCGUAGGCAGUGAGCUUGUCGAUGCCGAUCCGCGGUGUACUGCACUCCUUGUUCGAGGACCCCAUGCGUGGGGCCGAGUCGGUGGAGAUGCAUGUGAAAGGUAACGCAUAUUUCUCGCGAUAUGCAAAAGCCAAGGCUCAAGGACGCCAGCAAGUGCUUCUGGCUCGUGAGGUGGACGUCGUCCGCAGCCCUGCGGACUGCGGAAGGCCACCAAAGGCAGAGGCCGAUGAGUCAUGGGCAGCCGCCUGACUAUGCGCGUCCGCCAGAUCACCCCCGCAGCCUCAGCUGUCGGCUCCUCGAUCCCGAAACACUUUGGUGAUUGGGACCGGCUGAGGCCGAACGGCUCAUGAAACACUGGAGAAAAGCCAACCGCAUCCAAGCACGCUGCCCCUCGGAAACACAAGAUAGCGCCGAUCCUGUGGCACUCUGCUGCUAUCUCG